Quercus robur (English oak) is the source of this 2058-nucleotide messenger RNA. RefSeq lists its product as uncharacterized. Gene Ontology annotation, molecular function: catalytic activity. Gene Ontology annotation, cellular component: endoplasmic reticulum. The coding region runs from base 97 to 1668 and encodes 523 amino acids. NCBI's taxonomy places the organism in Eukaryota, Viridiplantae, Streptophyta, Magnoliopsida, Fagales, Fagaceae. The record is from RefSeq and is a predicted model, not a curated record. Gene Ontology annotation, biological process: GPI anchor biosynthetic process. The transcript has 4 exons.
UUGCCUACACAAAACAAAACAAAACAAAACAACUAAACAAAAAACAGAGCAAAAGCAGAGCAACAACUCUGCAACUAUUUUCUUCCCCCAUUUCUCAUGCCCUCACCAAGCCAACAACCCAUUCUCUUCCACUCAAACUACUCCACAAUGCUUAAAUCACUUAACAAGAAGCUCUGCCUUCUCUGCUCUCGCCUUCACUGGUCCAGUCGCCGCCGCUCCAAGCCUAAAAUUAUCAUCAAAAGGUUUGGAAAAAAUAGCUCCAAAUUUCAAGAUGAUGCCAAUAAUGAAGUGGGCAUUAAUGGGUCUCCUGCAGUUCUUCCAAAUGACAAAUUGGGUAGUCUAAACUCGGAAAAGCCUAUACGGAUAGCUACAUUCAAUGCUGCCCUCUUUUCCAUGGCACCAGCAAUUCCUGAGGCUGAGAAGAGAACCAGUUUUGAAAUUGGAAAUGGAAAUGGAGAUAUAAUGAAUUUUAGGAGAUCAAUGGACUUGAAUUUACGCGCAAAGUCUGUGAAUGAUCGGCCAAAAAGUAUUCUAAAGCAGUCUCCCCUGCAUCCAAGUUCCAUGAAUGGUACAAACAAUCUUUCAACGCAACAGAAGUAUGUGAAGUCCAAGUUAAGGGUGUCGAUAAACUUACCCGAUAAUGAGAUUUCAUUGUUACGGAAUAGACAGUUGAGCUUUGAUGAAAGAGAAGGUUCUUCUUCUUUUUCUGCUUCUGAUUCUGCUUCAAGUAGUAGAAUAAGUAGAGUUUUGAAAGGGAAGGCUCCUCUAAUAUCCAAUUCAAGCUUGCCUAUAAGUAUGCUAAAUGGUAUAGUUGGCGAGACCUAUAAAAGCAGCAGGACUGUGCUUGAAGUGCUGAGAGAGUUGGAUGCUGAUAUAUUGGCUCUACAAGAUGUGAAGGCUGAGGAAGAAAAGGCCAUGAAGCCUCUGUCUGAUUUGGCUGGUGCUUUGGGAAUGAAUUACGUUUUUGCCGAAAGCUGGGCACCGGAGUACGGCAACGCCAUCUUGUCAAGAUGGCCUAUCAAGCAGUGGAAAGUUCAGAAGAUCUUUGAUGAUUCUGAUUUCCGGAAUGUUCUGAAGGCCACGAUUGAUGUGCCCCACUUGGGAGAAGUUAAUUUCAACUGCACCCUCCUUGAUCAUCUCGAUGAGAACUGGCGAAUGAAGCAGAUGAAUACAAUAAUACAGUCUAGUGAUGAAGCUCACAUUUUAACUGGAGGCCUCAAUUCACUUGAUGAAACAGAUUACUCAGAAGAAAGAUGGACUGACAUCGUAAAGUACUAUGAGGAGAUAGGAAAGCCAACACCAAAGGUUGAAGUGAUGAGAUUUUUGAAGAGCAAACAAUAUACAGACGCUAAGGACUUUGCAGGAGAAUGCGAAUCGGUGGUCAUGAUUGCCAAAGGCCAAAGUGUGCAGGGAACAUGCAAGUAUGGAACUCGGGUUGAUUACAUAUUGGCAUCACCAAAUUCACCUUACAAGUUUGUUCCUGGAUCAUAUUCAGUGUUUUCUUCCAAAGGAACUUCUGAUCAUCACAUAGUGAAAGUUGAUUUAGUAAAAGUAACAAGUACAGCUGCUGAAGAAAAUGUCAAUAAAAAAAGGCGACAACCAAAACAGAAAGUUAUAAAGGUAACACAGUCAUCUCCAUCAAAAGGUAUAUGGAAGACAAAUACAUGAGACUCAAAGUGAUAAAUUCAUUUUUUUAAUGUGGUUUCUGUAUGUGGGAGGGGGCAGAUGGUUUGAUUUUGGACCUUUUUUUUUUUUUUUUUUUUUUUUUUUGCCUUUUAUGCUUUGUAAAUCAUUUAACACUACUUUUUUAAGUGUUUAGGUAGAUAUCAGGCGAGGAAUAAGAUCUGGUGGUGUAACAUUUUUUUUCCUUUUUCAAGAAGAAUCUGUAUAGUUAUUGAGUUGGACGUUGGAACUUAUACUCUUCUUUUUUCUUGAAAUAAGUGGGGAAGGGGGAUUUGAAUCGAGGAAGAGAUGAGUAAUGCAAUGAGAUACAAGGUUGUAGACUCAAACUUAAACAUUUUAAUAGUGAAAUGUUGCUACUUGCUCAUUUGACCAUCA